AUGACGACGAAUAGCAAACGAAUGACCCCUGUGGACGAGGACCUUCAAAGACUGUACAAUGAAGUUUGGGCAGGCUUUGAAGCUGAAGUUCAACAAGGAACCUCGAAUUCCACAGAGAAGGAGAUAGAGAACAUCUACAACGUCUAUGGCCGAGAACGGGGAGGAUCUACCUCGACAGCAAAUGCACCGGUCCAGUCUUCUUCCUCCUCUACAUCAUCGUUCAACAGACUAUACGCGGGCCCGGUUCAAGGACAUCUGCCCACGUCGUCAACACCAGGAACUCUACCGUCAGCGUCACCGGUAUCUCCCAGUUCACCCCGUCGUCGCUUGCCCCCAACACCUGGAGGCUCAACGUCGUCGACAGCAACCUUUCAAAUGCCUGAGCCGCAAGUCUAUCAGGAUCCCUCACAGCCUGCACGACCAAGUCCUUAUACCUUUGAUGGGCAUGGCGGCACUUACAGCAACCCGAACGAUCUUUUGAAGCAGGCCGUAACCACAAGCGGCCGUCGCUUACCGCAAACGCCAACAUCGCCCCAGUCGAAUGGAUACCAAGAGGCAGGACGUAGCAGUCCGACCCCGUCAAGCCGACUCUCCUACUCCCCGCAAUCGCCUUCAUUCGACAAAUAUUCCAAACCUCUACCAGACCCUUACAACGGCAACCAAAGGAGCAGCAUGGUGAAGGUGCCGUACGAGCUUCCGCCAGGUGCUUCUGCGCCCACGAUUCCAGAGUAUGUCGUCAAUGACUACCAAGCUUCCUUCAACGCAUACGAAUCCGACGGUCCGAGGAACGAUCGGACCCAUGGAAACACCGACAUGUUAAGCGCCCCAUCUCAGCCCCAAUCGAUCUCUCACCAGGCCAGCUAUGAAACGUUGGGCGCCAGUCGAUACAACGCAUCUGCGUCUCUACCGCAGCUAAAUACUGGAUAUGACCAUUCCUAUUCAGCUGGACCAUCCUCGUCAAGUCAACGCUCUGUUUACGAAACCCCGACAACGUCGACGUUCCCUCCCGCUUCGGCGUAUUACGACAACCAGCCAUCCUCAUCGUCCAGCACAAACUUGCCUGGAUCAAGCGGGGAGCAAUGGCCCGCCGAACAGGAUCUUCAUCGCCAUGAGCAGGAUCCUAACUCCCUCUACAGGCGCCCGACUGAUGUACUACGGACUAUGGCAGAUUUCGAGGAACGACAUCAAGAGAAUCAUGUCCAGCCCGCAGACUUCCACGACCAUGUUGUCGACGAUUAUUGGGACGAAGAGGAAGAAGAUCCCAGCAUGUUCAUUAAUCUGUCCCUGCUCUCACACAUCGCCGUCCAACUUAGGGACAAGAUUCCCCGUGCAACUCACGUCAAAGGCGGCAUCCCUUACGACCGCGCCUUUACUGGGAAGGACGUUGUGUCCACCAUUCAAGGGAUGAUUCAGCGAGAGUUGGCUAUCAAUCACGGACUCUCUACCAGCGAUCGCCGUGUUGCCGUACAAGUUGCGAGGAGCCUGCAGAGCCAACUAUUCUUCUACGAGGUCGAAUGGGGAGGUGCCGUCCUACAGGACGGCGUAGAGGAUGUGUACAUGUUCCUCGAUGAUCAAGAGGGAGGGUCUUCCGUCCGAGAGCUUGAGGAACUUCCUACAGGUGUCAUAACCAUGUUAACGCGAUGCUACUCCCCAAGCUGCGGGGAUGGUGUAUCGUGUUACGCCUUUGGAUGCCCCCGCAAGGGUAACUUCACGCUUGAGGCGGUUGCCAGUCCUGUCGAUGCGGAGCCAAUGGGAAGCAAGGCCAAGAGAGAGUCUUGGUCGGCCUCCAUUGAUCCAGUAGUACUCAGUUCCUUGCCGGAGAGCGAGGUGAAGCGUCAAAGCAUCAUCCAUGGCCUAGUCGUUAGGGAGGAGCAAUAUGUUCAAGACCUGGACAUCGUCGAGACCGUGUUUUUAAGACCCCUCCGCCGCUCUGGUGCAACGAUCAUGCCCCAGGUGGAACUCGAAGACUUCAUAGACGAAGUGUUUGGCAACAUCCUGGAUCUUCGAGAGUGUAACCGCCGUUUGCUUGAAGUCUUGUAUGUCCGACAACGGGAGCAAGCGCCGAUAAUACAGAAAAUCGGGGACAUUUUCUUGGAGGCGGCGACAGAGUUCCGUUUGGCGUACCCGACCUACAUUGGCCACUAUCCGGUUUCAGAGAAGCGGCUCAAGGACGAGCUCGAGAAGAACCAUGAAUUCCGGUUGUUUGUCGAGCGCUGUUCAAGGGAAUCGUCAAGACCUGGCGAUACUGUUCGCUUCGACCUCAAGCAUUUCCUCGGCCGACCUUCCGAACAUUUGCAAAAAUAUCCCGUUCUCCUCGACGCAAUCCUCAACGAGACUUCCCCUGAAAAUCCUGAUGCCGAUUUCUUGAAGGAGGCUAUCACCGCUAUCAGCAGCCUCCAGUCGAUAUCCCAACUGAGGACGUUCCAGUCGGCUAUGUGCAAGGGACCUCCGGGGAAGUGGGAAUGGCAUGAUCUAGUGUCCGAAGGGUACCGCAAGUCUCUUCCCAAGAAAGAGGCGAAGCGGCAGUCCAUUAUCUUCGAACUGAUCAAGGGAGAGAUGGCAUAUGUGAAGGAUCUAGAGAACAUCGAAGUUCUUUUCAUCCGGCCUCUGAGGACAGCCAAUCCACCCAUCAUCAGCAGGGAGAGGCUAGACCAGUUCAUCGCUGACGUUUUCCACAACUAUGACGAGCUGCUGCAACACCACAGGAAGCUUGUUGAAGCAUUCCAGGAGAUUCAACGCGAGCAACACCCUGUCAUUCGGAGCAUCACCGACGCCAUGAUGGACGCAGCUCUGAACUUCAGAGAAGCAUACAUGGAAUAUAUUCCCAACUAUCCCAUUGCUGCCUAUCGGAUUGACGAUGAGAUGGCAAACAACCCUGCCUUCAAAGCUUUCGUUGAGCAAUGUGUGCGGCAUCCAGAUUCUCACCGUCUUGACAUGAAGAGCUUCGUUAACAGACCCAUCCCUCGUUUGCUGCGAUAUGAGCUGUUGUUGAAGGGAAUCAUGGAAGAGACCGAACCUGGGCACGAGGAUCACGAUAUGAUUCCGAAUGUCAUCGACGUGAUCAAAGCACUCGGAAAGGAGACAGAACCGGGUGUCUUCUCUGCAAAGCAAAAGGUCGAGCUAUGGCGUUACAACUCGAACAUUGUUUUCAACAAGCAGGGAGAGUUUGUAGAUAUGGACUUGCUCGAUCCCAACAGAAUCUUGAUCCAUUCGGGAAAGCUUCUUCGACAGCCAGAUAGCGGCCUGGAAUGGAACUGGAGCGAACUCUUCGUCCUCCUCUUCGAUAACUACCUGGUCAUGACCAAGAUCAAGGAGUCCAAGGAGAAGGAUGGCGUCGUCAAGUAUAUCGUAAAUCGAAGGCCGAUCCCUCUGGAUCUACUCACCCUGGUCAAUUACACCGACGCCCCGACUCAACGCGGUACCGGCCUCCUCCGUAACCUCCGAAACGACAGUGGCUUGCCUAUCCCUACUUUGACACCAGACUCAGCAUCAGAUGCUCGUGCGGUAUAUCCCCUUACGCUGCACCACAAUGGUCGAAUGGGUGGUGCCUACAUUCUCUAUGCGGAAUCCGCCCAAAUCCGAACGGAAUGGAAGGAGAAACUCGAGGAGGCGAUCGGUUUACGCAAGGCAGUUCAGGAGUCGAACAAGGUCUUCGAAGUUGAGACCUUGAGUUCAGAGACGUUCUUGGUGCCGCUGAUGGCCAGCGCCAACCAAGGACCUACAUGGGAACAGAAUAACGCUUUCACCGGGCGAGUAACAUGCUCUGUACCAUUCACUACACCGGACAGGCGCAGGCUCGUUGCUGUGGGUUGUCAGGAGGGUGUUUGGAUCGGGUAUCGCCACGACCCCAACUCGUUACGCCGGGUCCUUCACCUCAAAGCGGUUACUCAAUGUGCAAUGCUAGAGGAAUUUGGCAUUUUCUUGGUCCUCGCCGACAAGUCUCUGUUCGCCUACCACAUCGAAGCGCUGGUCCCUUCAUCUCCGCACACUCCUCAUUCGUCGCAAGUACCACAGAAGCUGAAUGGUACCAAGGAUGUCCACUUCUUCAGUGUUGGAACUUUACAUGGACGAACCUUGGUUGCUUAUAUGAAGAAGAAGGGGUUGGAUAGUAUUUUCCGAGUGCUGGAGCCUGUCGGCGACAAGAUCAACGAGAAGGUCAAGGCGCCUGUCGGGCUGGGUUCUCGCCUUGGCUUCAGGUCUACGAAGUCCGAAUGGUUCAGGAUCUAUAGGGAUUUCUUUUUGCCAUCCGAAUCGUUCGACUUGAUUUUCCUCAAAGCAAGAAUCGCCAUUCUUUGCGCGAAAGGUUUCGAGAUCAUGGACCUGAACAAUUUCAACUCCGUGACAAUUCCACAUACGGAAGACCCAAAGUUCAGUUAUUUGAGCAAGAGGUGUGACGGCUGUCGUCCGAUGGGAAUGUUCCGUUCUUUGGAGGAUGAAUUCCUUCUGUGCUACGAUGAAUUCGGUGUUUAUGUCGACAAGCAUGGCGAUCCGUCCCGUGGAGGUGUCACAAUCGAAUGGGAGGGAACCGCUGAACGAGUCGCAUUCCACCCUCCCCAUAUCCUUCUCUUCGAUUCUCGAUUCAUCGAGGUACGAAACAUCGAAACCGGAAGAUUGGCGCAAAUCAUUCCGGGCAACGACAUUCGCUGUAUCUGGGAUGGGCGAGGCGUGUCUACCAGAGUGACGGACAAGGUUCCAGUGGUGGACCCAGGCGAACCUCAAGAAGCUAAAGUCCACGCUGUAAUGACCAACCUUGUUACAGCCGAAGGUGCAGGUCGCACCAAGGCAAUUGCUCAGCAAGUCUUCGAGCUUGUUCCCACCGUUGCGCUAUAUCCUUCUCAAGAAACUCCGAAAAGACAACAACAAUUCCAGCAGCAGCAAGACCAAUACCUGUAUCAUCAGCAGGAGUUGUACCAUGCGCAACAACGCCAGCAGCAGCAACGACAGCAAUAUGCAUUCUCGGAUAACGCGUCAAUGUACACCUCUGGAACAGGAUAUGGCGUCCCCCAGCAGCAACACUACAAUGGCGGUUACGCUCCACGGACCUCUGAGGGAUACGCCAUGCCAGGCCCUUCAGAAGUUCGCCCUUCACCCACCAGUUCAUGGAGGUCUUGA
Molecule: messenger RNA, 5112 nt
Organism: Coprinopsis cinerea okayama7#130
Lineage: Eukaryota; Fungi; Basidiomycota; Agaricomycetes; Agaricales; Psathyrellaceae
Product: signal transducer
Exons: 19
Coding region: 1-5112 (1703 amino acids)
Molecular function (GO): guanyl-nucleotide exchange factor activity
Source: RefSeq, a predicted model, not a curated record